GUAGAAGUCGAAUUUACCUGUACUAUUUCGGUUUCUCCUUGGACAACAACGGAGUCUCAAUCCCCAAAUUCAGAGUUUCCAAAUGACUCUAUUCAUGUGAAUCAUCAAAUCCACAACACAAACCUAUAAAUAAUGGCUGAAAUUCCAUCUUCUUCCCCGAAAUCAAACCCUAUAAUCGAACCCGGAACAGCAACAACGACGUCCGGAAUCACCAUGACUACAAUCUCACAAUCGCCGUCAAUUGAGAUGCCGUUAAACCAAUCUCAGUCUCAGCAACAACAACAAAUGCAACAACAGAUGCAGCAGCAGCAACAACAAUUGUCGCAAUCUCAACAACACCAAAUGCAGCAGCAGCAGAAUAAUAAUAAUAAUAAUUCUAGUAGUAGUAACAACAACUUAAUGUCAGCUGCUGCAUCUAAUUUCACGAUGCAGAGAUCGCCUUCAAUGUCGAGGUUGAGUCAAUUUCAAAUGCAGCAGCAGCAGCAACAACAAUUAGGUUUAAUGAGGCAACAAUCAGGAGGAGGGCUUUAUGGUCAAAUGAAUUUUGGAGGCGGAAGUACUUCACUCCAGCAACAACAACAACAGUUACAAUUGCAGCAACAAUUGCAACAACAACAGCAACAACAACAACAACAACAGAAUCAACAACAGCAGCAACUAAGUGGCCAGAAUCAACAACAACAAAUAGGUGGCCAGAUGAGUAGCGGAAAUUUGAAUAGGGCAGCUUUGUUGGGACAGACUGGUCAUUUGCCCAUGUUAUCUGGACAAGCUGCUGCUGUUGCUCAGCUCAAUUUGCAACCUCAAUUUUUGAAUUCGCCACGGCAGAAGGCUGGUCUAAUGCAGGGGAAUCAGUUCCAUACAGGGAAUUCCCAUGGCCAGUCCUUGCAGGGUAUACAGCCGAUGGGAGUGAUGGGAUCUCUGAACAUGAACUCUCAGUUAAGGGCAAACGGGGCCCUGGCAUAUGCACAACAACAAAGGGUGAAUCAAAAUCAGUUGAGGCAGCAGUUGUCCCAGCAAAAUCCUCUCACCACUACUCAGAAAAUGUCGGCUCAAAGCCUUCCAAGGACGUCCUUUAUUAACUCUCAGUUACCUGGGUUGACUCAGAAUGGACAAUCUGCGAUGAUGCAGAACAAUUCAUCACAACAGCAGUGGUUGAAGCAAAUGCCUGCAAUUUCUACUCCUAAUUCCCCUUCCUAUCGUCUUCAACAUCAGAGGCAGCAACAAAUGCUUAUGCAGCAGCAAUUAGCUUCACCUCAACAGUUGCUCCAAAAUUCAAUGGGUUUGAACCCACAGCAACUAUCCCAAAUUGUACAACAGCAGCAACAGAUUGGGCACCCUCAGAUGCAGCAACAGCAGCAGCAGCAGCCACAGCAGCAACAACAACAGCCACAACAGCUUUCGCAUCAACAACAGGCUUCUCCAAGGAUGGCUGCCCCAGCUGGCCAAAAAUCUCUCAGUUUAACUGGAUCUCAACCAGAUGCUACUGGAUCCGGAACAACUACUCCAGGGGGUAGUUCAAGUCAGGGGACUGAAGCAAGCAAUCAGCUUCUUGGAAAGAGAAAGAUACAGGAUUUGGUUUCACAGGUGGAUUCACAGGGAAAGCUUGAUCCUGAAGUUGAAGAUCUUCUUCUAGAGAUUGCUGAUGACUUUAUUGAUUCGGUUACUACAUUUGCUUGCAAUUUGGCAAAACAUCGGAAAUCUUCAACUUUGGAGUCCAAGGAUGUACUGUUACAUCUAGAGAAAAACUGGCAUUUGACUAUUCCAGGCUUUUCAAGCGAGGAGAGGAAACACUAUCCAGAAAAUUCACCAAGUGAUCUCCACAAAAAGCGUUUGGAUGUGAUACGUACCUUGAUGGAGGCCUCACAAACAGAAACAAGUACAGAUAGUAGUGCUAAGGAGACAGUCAGACCAGCAGUGGGUGACUCAAAUCACAUGAUCAGACCUCCAAGUUCAGACAAAUUGGUUUCACACUCUAAUGCUUCUCAAAUGCUGCAUGAGAUGACAAGGUUUUGAUGUCCCUGGAGUUCUUGGUGUAUCUCCCGUGUUAACUGUACAGAUCUUGAUGAUGAAGAAUGAGGGGAGGCAUAGGUUAUAUAGGUGUAGCUUAGUGGAAGUAUUUAUGAGACUUUGAGGCAACUGAAGAAAAAUUGCAGAAUGAACCACCAAUAGUUGAAUGGUCUUGAAGGCCUGUAAUUAAGCAGCUUAGUUAACAGUAGCUAAUUCAGCCUGUGAGGAUGAACUUGCUCAAAUUUGGUUUCUCCGCCAUACUCUUCUGGAUGACAUGUUUACUAAUCCUGUAUAUUAGUGUCUGUUUACCACCUCUUCUUUCUAUAUACCAAGAAUGAGUUUAAGUC
This is a messenger RNA of Lycium barbarum (goji berry), 2354 nucleotides long. RefSeq names its product transcription initiation factor TFIID subunit 12b-like. Gene Ontology annotation, biological process: RNA polymerase II preinitiation complex assembly; DNA-templated transcription initiation. The record is from RefSeq and is a predicted model, not a curated record. Bases 133 to 2013 code for a protein of 626 amino acids. Gene Ontology annotation, cellular component: transcription factor TFIID complex; SLIK (SAGA-like) complex; SAGA complex. Gene Ontology annotation, molecular function: TBP-class protein binding; DNA binding; protein heterodimerization activity. The transcript is spliced from 9 exons. NCBI's taxonomy places the organism in Eukaryota, Viridiplantae, Streptophyta, Magnoliopsida, Solanales, Solanaceae.